GGCUCAUUUUAGUUUAUUUCAAGAUCAUGUACAAAGUCCAAUGCUAAUUUCACAGAGUCACUGAGGGCAAGUGCAUCCAGACAGUAAAUCUUUAAACAAAUUUCAUUGUCAAACAGCUAGAAGUAUCUCUCGUAUGCACUUUUCUCUGUGACUUUCUUAAAAAAGUAAUACCUCCUGAUUCAAAAGGACUGGGGAAACUGCUUCCACUGCACUGCUGCCCUGGUGAGGUGGGUGAGGCCCAUUGAUGAGAAACUGGUGUGAGAUCACACAGACUUGAUGUGAAUUAAUGAAAGGAAACUUUUCCUCCCUUUAAACUUAUUGACAUAAAGUCAUUGUGUCUCCUCUUGAGGAUCAGCUCUUCAUACUCAAUGGCCUUUGAGGAGCUCCUGGAUCAGGUUGGUGGCCUGGGGAAAUUCCAGAUCCUUCAGAUGGUUUUAGUUCUUUCUUCUCUCAUGAUACUAGUCUCUCAUACGUUAUUGGAGAAUUUCACUGCAGCCAUUCCUGGUCAUCGCUGCUGGGUCCACAUCCUUGAUAAUGACACUGUCUUUAAUAAUGACACUGGGGUCCUCAGCCGUGAAGUCCUCCUGAGAAUCUCCAUCCCACUGGACUCAAACUUGAAGCCAGAGAAAUGUCGUCGCUUCCUCCUCCCUGAGUGGCAGCUUCUUCAUCGGAAUGGGACCUUCCCCAACAUGACCGACCCAGUCACGGAGCCCUGUUUGGAUGGCUGGGUGUAUGACCGAAGCUCCUUUUCCUCCACCAUUGUGACGGAGUGGGACCUAGUAUGUGACUAUCAGUCACAGAAAGCCGUGGUUCAGUUCCUAUUCAUGGCUGGCAUGCUGGUGGGAAUGCUCGUAUGUGGCCCUCUCUCAGACAGGUUUGGCCGAAAGGUGGUUCUCAGAUGUUGUUUGCUCCUGCUGGCCAUCUCUGGGACCUGCACAGCCUUUGCUCCCACCUUCCUCGUUUACUGCUUACUACGCUUCUUGUCAGGUUGUUCUUCCAUGGCCAUCAUGAUGAAUAGCAGUAUGCUUAUUGUAGAGUGGACAAGGUCUCAGUCUAAAGCCAUGGUAAUAACACUGGUAUCUUGUGCCCUUAGUAUGGGACAGAUAAUCCUGGGAGGCCUGGCUUUUGUCUUUCGAGAGUGGCGCACCCUGCAGCUGGUGGUGCCUGCACCUUUCUUUGUCUUGUUUCUCUCCUCAAGGUGGCUGAGGGAGUCUGCUCGCUGGCUGAUUGUCACCAAUAAACCAGAUGAAGGCUUAAAGGAACUUAGAAAAGCUGCACACACAAAUGGAAGGAAGAAUGCUGAAGAAACUCUGAACAUGGAGGUUUUGAGAUCCACCAUGCAGGAGGAGCUGGAGGCAGCACAGAACAAAACUACUAUGUGUGACUUGUUCCGCACACCCAAAAUGCGUAAAAGGAUAUGUCUCGGGUCCUUUUUGAGAUUUACAAACACAUUACCCUUUUAUGGCAUCUUUAUCAACCUACAGCACUUUGGAAGCAAUAUUUUCCUGUUCCAGGUAGUCUUUGGAGUUCUCACUGCCUCAGGUCGAUGUCUUGCACUUUUAUCACUGAAUCAUAUGGGCCGUCGAAUAACCCAGAUGCUUUUCAUGUUCCUGAUGGGAUUUUCCCUCUUGGUCAACAUCUUUGUGCCCCAAGAAAUGCAGACCCUACGUGUGGCUUUGGCAAGUGUGGGAAUCGGCUCUUGUGCUGCCUCUUCCUGCAGUGCUUCUGUCCACUUGGCUGAACUCAACCCAACUGUCCUCAGAGCAAGAGCUUCAGGAUUAGGUUUAGUGAUCGGCAGGAUUGGGGCAGCACUGGCUCCCCUCUUGAUGAUCCUCGCGGUGUAUCUUCCCACUUUGCCCUGGAUCAUCUAUGGAGUCUUUCCCAUCAUUGGUGGUCUUGUUGUCUUCUUUCUACCUGAGACCAGGAAUCAGCCUCUGCCUGACACCAUCCAGGAUGUGGAAAAAGGCAAAAAACUCUCAAGAAAAGUAAAUGAAAAAGAUUCUUACAUAACAGUGACAAAAUUUUAAGCUGCUGUCGUGAGCUAACCAGUGAGGAAAAGGAAAAUAUGAAAGAAAAAAACACAAAAGUUUUCCUUUAUAUCUACAAACUAGCAAGACAAUACACAGGAAAAGUCAAUCUUGUUUACAUUUAUGGCACAAAUUUGCAAUUAAAAAAUUCAUAGAAACAUGUAAUUCUGUGAACAAUCCAAUAUUUUGGGGAAGUAGUUGGAAAAGUUUCAAAUUUAUCAAUAAAUAUUAAUACACAAGAUGAUUCAGAAACAAAGGAAAACCAUGGAAAUAGGGUGUAGCUGGUUGAUGUAUGGACCAGCAUAUCAUGAACUCUAUCAUAAAUCUACUAAAAUCAGACCAA
Molecule: messenger RNA, 2370 nt
Organism: Equus caballus (horse)
Lineage: Eukaryota; Metazoa; Chordata; Mammalia; Perissodactyla; Equidae
Gene: SLC22A10
Product: solute carrier family 22 member 10
Biological process (GO): transmembrane transport
Cellular component (GO): membrane
Molecular function (GO): transmembrane transporter activity
Source: RefSeq, a predicted model, not a curated record